UUAGAAUCCAGUGUUCAUAAACAGAGACGCACAGAAGUUGUGGAAGAUAUCAUGAUAAAAAAAGAAAUAAAAUCUGCAGCAUCCAGUGAUCAGCAACUAAUGAGUGGCUCAGUGGAUGUAAUGGAAAAGGAAGCAAAAUCAGAAGAUACUUUGAUACAGGGAUUAAAAAAGCUUUUUAGGAAAUCAUGGCAGAAUGUCAGGCAUGUAGAAGCAACUGAAAUAGAUGCUAUCUUCUGCUCAGAAUCACAGCCACUUAAAUCAAAUGAUACUGAGCCAGGUGGUGUUGUCCUGCAACAAAAAAGAGAAUCAGAAGCUUCCCAAAAAAAAGAAAAGCGACCUGAAGUGGAUGAAACUGAUGCAGUCUUCCGCAAAGAGUUCCAAUCAUCAAAAACAAAAAAAUCUAAGGGUGGAGCUCAAAAGCAAAAACCUUCUCAGAAGAAACCUCAUAAAACAUCUCUGAGAAAAAAUACGAAAAAAGAAGAAAAACCUCAAGAAUUGAGUCCUGAUGCAAUGAAAUCCUUGUUGGGUGGAGGAGGCCACAUUUUAGGAUGA
This is a messenger RNA of Nezara viridula (southern green stink bug), 552 nucleotides long. Lineage: Eukaryota; Metazoa; Arthropoda; Insecta; Hemiptera; Pentatomidae. The record is from the annotation of a GenBank genome assembly.